Galeopterus variegatus (Sunda flying lemur) is the source of this 457-nucleotide messenger RNA. It is a transcript of the gene SLC66A1L, whose product is annotated as chromosome unknown open reading frame, human C3orf55. Lineage: Eukaryota; Metazoa; Chordata; Mammalia; Dermoptera; Cynocephalidae. The record is from RefSeq and is a predicted model, not a curated record.
UCGGCUCUAUGUGGCCCACAAAAAUUGGAAAGUAGGUGAAGCAGUCUCACAGGGGUUUCUGCUGUGCUGGAUAGGUGGGGACCUGACAAAGUCCAUAGGCGGCUACCUGACUAACCAACUGCCUAUUCAGAUUUUUGCAGCCAUCCUUCACAUGAGCAUGGAUACAAUCAUGCUCUCACAAUUUGCAUACUAUAAGUUAAAGAAUCAGAAGAAAAAAAUGAUGUUCCAACCUCAGUUAUUCAAAGACUCCAUCACAAGGGACAAGAUCAAGUCUAAGGUGAACGGAGGGGACCCAUCUGCCCCGGCAGAAGGGAGCAUCAUGCAGGUUCCUGAGGGGGACGGGGAAGAAGAGGGAAUCCCGUCUCUUUAUGGGAUGGGGGCAGUCCUCCAAGUGUCCAUCGGUGACCCAGGGCAGCUCCAGUUCCUCAAGCCUGGGCAGGACUGGCCACAGUUCUGA